AUGUUGGGCUUUGUCAUUCGCCUCACUGUCGCUCUGGCGUCAAGUGUCAUCUGCACCAUGGCAGAUGCUGCGGCCGUAAGCCAUAUGGUUGAGCGCCGCGUCACCAAUGCAGACGGCAAAACCGCCACGAUCCUGGUGAACCGCGAGCUCACUCAUACUUCCAACAAGGUCCUCAGAACAGACUACGGGCCCAGCAGUACCUUCUUCCCUUCCGAUCAGUUCGUAUCGCUGUGCACUCCUACCAGCGACAUUGGAUCUACCGUCAUUGACAGCCCCUACACCGAGGAUUGUAGUUACAUUCUCAGUUACUACCGUAGCGAGGACCAUUGGGGCUGGUGGAACCUAGACGGUCUCGUCCCUGGUGUAGACUAUGCCUUCAUCAAGCACAACACUUGCUCCCUGUACGGCCGAGUUCCUGACGGUCAUACAUCCUUGCAAAUCUCCAAUGCUGAUGCCGAGGUUUUUGUCAACACAACCAUCAAGAAAUACAGCACAAAAUUUGACGAUGGCAAGUUCGACCGGGUACAGGGUGAUGGGACUAUCGACUGCUGGGAAUCGAAUGGAGCCGUCGAAGUGGUCGCCACGCUGAGUCUCAGACGCUAG
Molecule: messenger RNA, 603 nt
Organism: Pestalotiopsis fici W106-1
Lineage: Eukaryota; Fungi; Ascomycota; Sordariomycetes; Amphisphaeriales; Sporocadaceae
Exons: 2
Coding region: 1-603 (200 amino acids)
Source: RefSeq, a predicted model, not a curated record